Molecule: messenger RNA, 1157 nt
Organism: Linderina pennispora
Lineage: Eukaryota; Fungi; Kickxellomycota; Kickxellomycetes; Kickxellales; Kickxellaceae
Exons: 1
Coding region: 159-977 (272 amino acids)
Source: RefSeq, a predicted model, not a curated record
GGGUGAGGCGGGAACGGCAUGUACGAGUGCGGCGGCUGCUGCUGCUGAAUAUGCACGGUUUCCUGUGUAAGCACCAUAGCCGUAUGUUCCUGGUGGGGGCGGAGGGGGCGAUGGACGCACGGCACCAGCCAUAUACGGAGACGCCAUAAUUCCUGGGUAUGGCGACAGGCCCGCAUUGCCAUCAGCAGCUAGAUCCUGGGUCACCUGUGGAUAAGCGACCAUACUGCCGUCUGCCUGGGAUACCACGGACGGUAUAUACGCCGGCAUCGCAGGCACAGGCGAUGGCACAGCAAACAUUCGUGGGCUGUCGUGCGGCGACGGGUAGAGCCUGCUGUUGCUGCGGCUUCCAUAUCCGUGCGGUGGUGGGUGCUGCGGCUGUUGCUGGACAGCAGCAUAAUGUGGCUGCCAGUAGUGGUGCGGCUGAUGGCCACCUCCAUGAUGGCCAUGUCCACCACCAGGACAUAUUCGAGCCGCUGUUACUGGUGUUGUUGCCACUCCGCGUUCCGAUUGGCCUGGGAGCCCUGUUGCCGCUACCUCUGCUGCCACUGCCACCACUGCCUCGGUUGGGAUAUGCGCGCGAUCCCCCAAAGCCGUCGCCGUGCGACGAUGACCCGCGACUCGCUGUGAUGGCGUGUCUGGUGCACCGAAUGCUCAUAGUUCUGCUGCGAGGCAUCCGCUGCCCAGAGCGAUGCCGCGCUGGCCGAAAAUGGACUAAACAUUGGCCCAACGGCAGUCAGAUCCGCACCAACGCUAAAUCCGCCGUAGCCCAUGUAGCCGGGCAUCGGCGCAACCUGGGCUGGGUGGUAGUUCCACGGCUGCUGCUGGUGCUGUUGCUGGUGCUGGUGCUCAGCCAUGGACCCACCGGCAAACCCAUCCGGCUGGCCCACCGAAGCAGGAGGCGGACCCUGGUGAGCCCGAACAGCUCCAUCAGCAUCACCGGGGCUCUGAGCCGACGCUGUCGCGGUCUCUGGGCGUAGUCUGUGCCUGCCGUGCGAGUGCUGCUGGCCCAUGCAUGCCGGGGCGUAGGGCUGUUGCCUUGGUCGGCUGAGAAGAAUCCGGGACGCGUUACCCCGUAUGUGUAAACAGCGGGCUGCUGCUGUUGCCCAGGUUGAACAGCGGAGGUCGAGCUGUGAAUAUGAGGGACAUACGAAGGAUUG